Quercus robur (English oak) is the source of this 519-nucleotide messenger RNA. RefSeq lists its product as uncharacterized. The coding region runs from base 1 to 519 and encodes 172 amino acids. Lineage: Eukaryota; Viridiplantae; Streptophyta; Magnoliopsida; Fagales; Fagaceae. The record is from RefSeq and is a predicted model, not a curated record. The transcript has a single exon.
AUGGAAGAAUUGUGUGUGAAUCCUGUUGUACACAACAUACAAAUUACUUAUUGUAUGCCACAUGAAGUCCUGAAGAACCGGAUUAAUUACAAGUAUAUGGCGAUAGAAACAGACAAACAUGUAAAGAUGAUGUUUGACAAGUUGGAAAGAAUAUCUAAAGUAAAUGGUAUUAAGUUAUACAUACAGUUGGAGUCAUGUGCAGAAGUUGGUAUCGAGGAAAUCCAACAAACAACCACAAGUUUACAGGUUACAGUUCCGGAUGCUGAAUAUGAGUAUUCUACACAUGUAGAGCAUGAUGAUGUUCAUGCCGAUGAUGAUGAUGAUGAUGAUGACGAUGAUGAGGAUGAGAAUGAGGAUGACGAUGAUGACGACGACUAUGUUGAUGAGACUAUUGCCAUUAACGGUGAAGAUUUUGUCGAUAGAGAUGAGUUUGAAGAGAGGAUUGAACGAGGGGACUUUGAGAGGGACAUUGAUGAUGAUGAGACAUUGGAUGGUAGUAAACCUGAUGAGACAAUGUAA